AUGGCUUGUGUAGGCCCUGGUGGCCCCCGGCCAUGGCGUUCGCGGAAUACAUUCCUUUCAUUCCUCACGCUUUCAGCCUUCUCCACUAGCCUUGGUUUCGCCCUAGCCCAACCCCCCACGCCUCCGCAGAUCGCCCUAGCGGAUCCACAACAUAUCACGGCCAGUCAUGAGUUUUCUCUCCGUCAUGUCUUCCACAAAUCCAUGGACCCACGACACGAUCGGUUCGAUCGACUCGAUGUGGGUCCAGACACUCGUCUCCAGCGCAUAUCCGAUGACAGCAACGAGCCAGACCUUGAAAUGGAACGCACACCCCUAGUUGCGCUCUCCAAUCCGCUCAUAAUCCAGAGACUUGCAGAUCGACGCAAAACGGCGAUCGAAAGCCACCGGAAGGCUGCACAUUCGGGAUCACCCGCGGUCCUAUCAGCCGAGGCAUGGAAUAUGGAUACAUUAUCAGGCCCGAAUAUCACAGACAAAAAUACAAUCCUGACUUUCGCGCGGAUGACGGCCAACGAUUAUAUCGAAGUUCCAGGAUCAGAGGAAUGGCAGAAUGUUCGUGGCAAGUUCAACUACUCAUCGAGCUUUGGUUGGAAAGGGGAUGCUUUAAGAGGUCACGUAUACAGCGACAAAACCAACGAUACAGUUGUUAUUUCCUUGAAAGGAACCUCGCCGGCUCUUUUUGAUGGCUCGGGUACCACUACCAAAGAUAAAGAAAAUGAUAAUUUGUUCUUCAGCUGCUGUUGCGGGCAAGGAGGAUCAAUCCUCUGGCGAGAAGUCUGCGAUUGCAAAACCGCCACCUAUACAGCCAAUUUGACCUGCAUUAUCGACGCUAUGACUGACGAGAAUCGAUAUUACGCUGCUGCAAUUGAUCUCUACUACAACGUCACCGAGAUAUACCCCGAUUCCAAUGUUUGGUUGACUGGUCAUUCUUUAGGUGGCGCUAUGACCAGCCUCCUUGGCUUGACAUUUGGCCUCCCAGUGGUCACAUUCGAGGCGGUCCCUGAAGCUUUGCCUGCCGCUCGACUGGGGCUACCCAGUCCGCCUGGAUAUGAUCCCCGACUGCCACAGUCGCGAAAAUAUACAGGUGCUUUCCAUUUCGGCCACACAGCUGAUCCCGUAUACAUGGGCAGUUGCAACGGAAUUAAUUCCUUCUGUACAUGGGGUGGUUAUGCAUUAGAGACUGCCUGUCACACUGGCCAACUGUGUACCUACGAUACGGUAGCAGACAAAGGAUGGGGGGUGAGCUUGACUAGGCAUAGCAUCCUGCCCGUGAUUGCCGAUGUUCUCGAGGCGUAUGGCAGUGUGCCAUCUUGUGCAGCGGAAGAGGAGUGUGUUGAUUGCUUACUGUGGAAGUUCUUCCGGAGCAACGGCUCCGAAAGUACCACUUCCAGAACAACUUCGACGACCACGAGGAUAUCUACCACCACAAGUAGAACAUCUACUUGCAAGACCCCCGGUUGGUGGGGCUGUCUCGACAAAACAACAUCUACAACUAUUACCGCGACAACAGCGACUUCAUCGCCAACAGCUCCAAGAGCGACAACCGCCACAACGACUUCUACGCAAAUGUCUAGCACUUCAAGUUCAACUCCGUCCAGCUCAUACUGCGAAACCCCCGGACUCUUCUGGGGGUGCUGGGACGAGCCGACUUCGACACCACCUAUCACGUCUAUGUCGUCUACUGCCCCAACAGAAACGCUCAUCACCCCGGUUCCCACCCAACCCCCUGGCAUUCCGAUUUCCGCCCCAUCGAGCUCACUCUUCACAUCCACAUCCGCUGCAUCCCCGAGCUCGGUUCCCUCAAAGCCGGAGUGUAAGAUUCCUGGAAUUUUCUGGGGAUGCUGGGAUUAA
This is a messenger RNA of Penicillium cosmopolitanum, 1848 nucleotides long. Its product is annotated as lipase family protein. The transcript is spliced from 3 exons. The coding region runs from base 1 to 1848 and encodes 615 amino acids. Lineage: Eukaryota; Fungi; Ascomycota; Eurotiomycetes; Eurotiales; Aspergillaceae. Gene Ontology annotation, molecular function: glycerophospholipase activity. Gene Ontology annotation, biological process: multivesicular body membrane disassembly; macroautophagy; piecemeal microautophagy of the nucleus. The record is from RefSeq and is a predicted model, not a curated record.